This is a messenger RNA of Actinia tenebrosa (Australian red waratah sea anemone), 550 nucleotides long. RefSeq lists its product as uncharacterized. The record is from RefSeq and is a predicted model, not a curated record. NCBI's taxonomy places the organism in Eukaryota, Metazoa, Cnidaria, Anthozoa, Actiniaria, Actiniidae.
UGAUAAGAACAAAGAUGAUUUAAAAGUUGCUAGAAUGCUCAACAUCCUUACAAAGGCAAGGCCAUCCCAAAAUGUACGAGACAUGUACCGCUACAGAUGUGGUUAUGGUCCUUGUGUAGUUUUUCAGAAAGAUGCCUUAUUUCAAGAUGAAAGCUACGAAAGCCACUAUCCUGCCUUCCAACAGCUAAUGGGAGAUCUUGAAGUACAGAGGAAUGGUAAUUUUGAAUUACAGCAAGAACGAAUCCAAUCUAGCGAGUACCUACUUCUCCCUGGUGACAUUGCUGCAAUCAACCCUGGUAGUAACAACGGUAUUCCUUCAGCAGAUAAAUGGUGGUUGCUACAGGUCAACAAAGCUCACCCUGCUGAUAGAACUGCAAGUGGAUAUCAUGUUUUUGGAUUUUGGCUGAAUGAAGAACCAGCAACGAAUGAUAACUCAGUAGAAGGGAGAAACUUCCACCUGCUAACUCCAUCAGUGAAAGUUUACUAUGGCAGCAUCAUUAAAGAUAUAGAAAACAAGCUACCAGUGGUGGUGCCAGUUGAGCAACUAAAU